AUGUCUAUGAACAUAGCCUCCCCCUUCUCUCCUUACCCGAGCUACGUACUCGGCACAGGCCUCACUUUCAUAGGCCUUCUAGGCUUCGUCCGGCCCCUGGCAAUCUACGACGCCUUCGGCAUCGCCAGACCCCUCUCCGCAGAAGCCGAGGCUUUUAGCUAUGCCAAAUCAGCGCGCGAUCUAGCUACCGGGUUGCUGUUUCUCGGGCUCGAGACGUAUCAGGAGGGAUGCGGCAAUGAAGACGCGGUGACUGCGUUAUUGGCCGUUACUUCGCUUGUUGGAAUCAUGGAUUGGUGGAUUGUUAGGACGAUGGGUGGAAAGGGAGGACGAGGAGAUGGGGGGAAAGCUUUGACGCAUUUGGGUAGUGGGGUUGUGAUUGGGAGCUUCGCCAUUUGGAGGUGGAUACUGAUUUACCCUUUGAUUCAUCUGGCGCGCUUAUAUGUGCGAGCCUCAAGCCUUAUCCUUGUCGACGAUGAUCCUGGGCGAGACCCUGAUCUGCCAGUCGCUAAUAUUGUGGUAACCACCUUACGUCCGGAGCGCCCUCGACAGGAUCUUGUACUCGCCGCUCUCGAUCGCACUGCCGUGCGAGAAGUUGCCGCUCGGCCACCAGGUACUCGAGGGCAGGCGCGGGUACUGUUGAACGGGGGCAUCAAAGUAGGCGUCCAAGAUGAGGUUGUAAUGCUGAAGGGAGCCAGGGUAUUUGUGCUAGCCCGGAACACAGGGACCAGCGCAUGUCACCCGCAGAGACUCGUCGUUAAAGCCGAUAAUAUUGAUGUAUCCGCUAUAGAUCGGGAAAAGCUUCGCAUCAAUACCGGCAGGUUCGAUGAAAGUCACCGUCAGAACCCCAGUCGUACCAAGAGCUACAUCAAGUGCAGUCGCCGAGAACUUGACCGUGGCCACCUCGCCCUCGUUCGAGGAGUACGGGAUCGGAGGGAAAGUGACCACGGGAUCGGAAGCGGGCUCAGUGGAGAUGAUGGAGUGGUCUGUGUCGUUCAAAUUGAUGACGGCGGAGGUGAUGGAUGUCUUGUAGGUUAUGACCUUUAA
Molecule: messenger RNA, 1044 nt
Organism: Colletotrichum paranaense
Lineage: Eukaryota; Fungi; Ascomycota; Sordariomycetes; Glomerellales; Glomerellaceae
Exons: 3
Coding region: 1-1044 (347 amino acids)
Source: RefSeq, a predicted model, not a curated record